CCCGCAGUUGCUCACACCACACCAAAAAGCACUUGAUUUGACUGCUCUUUCGCGCUCAGAUUUAUCAGAAUGAUCGCCCGUUCCAUGCAGUUCACUGGCCGGAGGGCCUUUUCGACCACUCGGGUGAUGCAGGGCGGCCAUUACGCAGAGGGUCCUGGCAGCAACAUCCCAUUCAACCCGAAGACACGCUUUUUCUGGCUGCGAUAUUGGGGAUUCAUGACCACCGGUUUCCUCGCUCCCUUCGGCGUCGCUUACUGGCAACUGCACAAGAACAAACCAUAGAUUACCGAAUUUGAUACACCACGGAGGUUUCCCGUGUGCGCAAUAGCAAUUAUGAGAGGACUUGCUGGACACUGCCAAUGUACAUAACAUGAAUAGAUUUCGUGUUCCUUAUAAUCGGGCCAUUCGUAGUCGCCUUCUUAGAUUUAUAAAUUGCUUUUCUUUGAUACAAUAUCAUUGAACCAAGGACAGGCCGAUGAUAGGCUCUCUAAAUGCCACAAGACAUUUAGGCGCUGAAACAUAGGUCACUUAAGUUCACUGCCACGCGCACGACAGCACCACAAUCGCUUAUAUCACUCCUAGACCUUCCCUCAUGCAGAGCUAAUGUCGAUUUCCGAAGUCAUAUUUUCGGCAGACCCAUGUUUUGAAACAUUCGAUUCUGGAAUUUGGCAGGAUGCCGCUGCAACCGGGAUGCGCAUUGAACCAUCUCGCCCAGGAAUUCGGCAGCUGUGCUGUGUUGUCCACGCUGGCACUGAAAAUUUGGUCUAAGUUUAUCUGUCUUAUUUGGAUAUGCUUCUUCUAGAGCUCUUGACACCUCUAGUGUUGGGAGAAUUAAUUCCAAAGUCAAGAAUGAUGUAGUGUAGGAGCAAAGAUGAGUUUGAUCUUCGUCAUCACUACCUGCUAACGUCUCUGCUGUCUUAUCAUCUGGGUAGGCUGCUACAAAAUGGUUACGGCGGAGCCUGUCAUGUCAUGGGCUUUGGUGGAAUGAAUUCUCGCGUAAACUUGUCACAGCGCCCAAUAUAUGCAUCUUAGCAGAGGAAUUGAUGUCUCACUGCUUGUUUCCAUUUGAUUACUUCGG
Molecule: messenger RNA, 1078 nt
Organism: Verruconis gallopava
Lineage: Eukaryota; Fungi; Ascomycota; Dothideomycetes; Venturiales; Sympoventuriaceae
Exons: 4
Coding region: 70-282 (70 amino acids)
Biological process (GO): mitochondrial electron transport, cytochrome c to oxygen
Source: RefSeq, a predicted model, not a curated record